AUGGAGCCAGAUGUCCUUAUCGAGGAGCAGCUGACGGACGUCCAGCGGCUGAUGGUCCGGCGAAAGCCUGAGACGGUGCCGUCUGACGGCAACUUUGACACGAACGACGCACAGGCGCUGUUAAGUCACAACGUCACACCAGUUAUCACUAGAGUGUUCGUCCAGCAGAGAGACCGUGCGACGCACUCCACCUGUCACUCGCGGCCGACACCUCCGCACGAGACAACACGCGCGCACACGCGACCGGCGACGCCCCCCACCGGCGUGGGAGAAACCGACACGUGGGCGCCCGACACGCCCGGCUCGCGACACCCGACGCUCGACGUCCGCGGCUCCGCGAACGCCACACGACAGACGCUAGACGCUCCGCCCGGCCGCGUCCGCGUCGUACCGCGACCCGACCAGCACUGGCCGGCGCGGCGCCUCUCCCUCACACUCACACACCCACACUCACACAGCGACUCGACGCCGACGCCUGCGCGCCUGCUGACCGGCACAGUGCUGACCGGCACAGUGCUGACCGGCACAGUGCUGACCGGCACAGUGCUGACCGGCACAGUGCUGACCGGCACAGUGCUGACCGGCACAGUGCUGACCGGCACAGUGCUGACCGGCACAGUGCUGACCGGCACAGUGCUGACCGGCACAGUGCUGACCGGCACAGUGCUGACCGGCACAGUGCUGACCGGCACAGUGCUGACCGGCACAGUGCUGACCGGCACAGUGCUGACCGGCACAGUGCUGACCGGCACAGUGCUGACCGGCACAGUGCUGACCGGCACAGUGCUGACCGGCACAGUGCUGACCGGCACAGUGCUGACCGGCACAGUGCUGACCGGCACAGUGCUGACCGGCACAGUGCUGACCGGCACAGUGCUGACCGGCACAGUGCUGACCGGCACAGUGCUGACCGGCACAGUGCUGACCGGCACAGUGCUGACCGGCACAGUGCUGACCGGCACAGUGCUGACCGGCACAGUGCUGACCGGCACAGUGCUGACCGGCACAGUGCUGACCGGCACAGUGCUGACCGGCACAGUGCUGACCGGCACAGUGCUGACCGGCACAGUGCUGACCGGCACAGUGCUGACCGGCACAGUGCUGACCGGCACAGUGCUGACCGGCACAGUGCUGACCGGCACAGUGCUGACCGGCACAGUGCUGACCGGCACAGUGCUGACCGGCACAGUGCUGACCGGCACAGUGCUGACCGGCACAGUGCUGACCGGCACAGUGCUGACCGGCACAGUGCUGACCGGCACAGUGCUGACCGGCACAGUGCUGACCGGCACAGUGCUGACCGGCACAGUGCUGACCGGCACAGUGCUGACCGGCACAGUGCUGACCGGCACAGUGCUGACCGGCACAGUGCUGACCGGCACAGUGCUGACCGGCACAGUGCUGACCGGCACAGUGCUGACCGGCACAGUGCUGACCGGCACAGUGCUGACCGGCACAGUGCUGACCGGCACAGUGCUGACCGGCACAGUGCUGACCGGCACAGUGCUGACCGGCACAGUGCUGACCGGCACAGUGCUGACCGGCACAGUGCUGACCGGCACAGUGCUGACCGGCACAGUGCUGACCGGCACAGUGCUGACCGGCACAGUGCUGACCGGCACAGUGCUGACCGGCACAGUGCUGACCGGCACAGUGCUGACCGGCACAGUGCUGACCGGCACAGUGCUGACCGGCACAGUGCUGACCGGCACAGUGCUGACCGGCACAGUGCUGACCGGCACAGUGCUGACCGGCACAGUGCUGACCGGCACAGUGCUGACCGGCACAGUGCUGACCGGCACAGUGCUGACCGGCACAGUGCUGACCGGCACAGUGCUGACCGGCACAGUGCUGACCGGCACAGUGCUGACCGGCACAGUGCUGACCGGCACAGUGCUGACCGGCACAGUGCUGACCGGCACAGUGCUGACCGGCACAGUGCUGACCGGCACAGUGCUGACCGGCACAGUGCCAGACGAGACAGUACUGACCGAGACAGUACUGACCGAGACAGUACUGACCGAGACAGUACUGACCGAGACAGUACUGACCGAGACAGUACUGACCGAGACAGUACUGACCGAGACAGUACUGACCGAGACAGUACUGACCGAGACAGUACUGACCGAGACAGUACUGACCGAGACAGUACUGACCGAGACAGUACUGACCGAGACAGUACUGACCGAGACAGUACUGACCGAGACAGUACUGACCGAGACAGUACUGACCGAGACAGUACUGACCGAGACAGUACUGACCGAGACAGUACUGACCGAGACAGUACUGACCGAGACAGUACUGACCGAGACAGUACUGACCGAGACAGUACUGACCGAGACAGUACUGACCGAGACAGUACUGACCGAGACAGUACUGACCGAGACAGUACUGACCGAGACAGUACUGACCGAGACAGUACUGACCGAGACAGUACUGACCGAGACAGUACUGACCGAGACAGUACUGACCGAGACAGUACUGACCGAGACAGUACUGACCGAGACAGUACUGACCGAGACAGUACUGACCGAGACAGUACUGACCGAGACAGUACUGACCGAGACAGUACUGACCGAGACAGUACUGACCGAGACAGUACUGACCGAGACAGUACUGACCGAGACAGUACUGACCGAGACAGUACUGACCGAGACAGUACUGACCGAGACAGUACUGACCGAGACAGUACUGACCGAGACAGUACUGACCGAGACAGUAGCGACCCAUGGAGAGAAACAGGAGAGAGCUUGCAGCCUUUUACGAGCAACACGCAUCGUCAGCGGCGGCACAGAGCCGACGCUCGGCUUUGGCGGCGCGCUAAUGCGCCGGCUAUUACCGAAUGAGUCCAGGGAGCUCAGCGGCUGCGGCUACAGCUGCAGUGCCCGCCUGCUGUGA
This is a messenger RNA of Schistocerca nitens (vagrant locust), 2898 nucleotides long. RefSeq lists its product as uncharacterized. The transcript is spliced from 5 exons. The record is from RefSeq and is a predicted model, not a curated record. The coding region runs from base 1 to 2898 and encodes 965 amino acids. Lineage: Eukaryota; Metazoa; Arthropoda; Insecta; Orthoptera; Acrididae.